CCCCCUUCCAUCCACUGCCCUUCCUAUCCCUUCUCGGCCGCCUCCCCCUCUCGACCCCUUCCCCUCUCUCCGCGCGCGGCCCCUGGCCCCGCAGACGCCUCCCGGCGCGCACACAGCAGACACGGAGAGCGCGGAGCCGAGUUCAACACACGCACCAGGGUCCACCUCUUGGAUUGUAGUCCACCUCUUGGAUUGCAGUCCACCUCUUGGAUUCUAGUCAACCUGUUGGAUUGUAGUCCACCUCUUGGAUUCUAGUCAACCUCUUGGAUUUUAGUCAACCUGUUGUAUUGUAGUCAACCUGUUGGAUUGAAGUCCACCUCUUGGAUUCUAGUCAACCUGUUGGAUUGUAGUCCACCUGUUGGAUUGUAGUCCACCUCUUGGAUUCUAGUCAACCUGUUGGAUUGCAGUCCACCUGUUGGAUUGUAGUCCACCUGUUGGAAGACUCGAGUGUCCCACCCCUUGGAUUCUACUCCGACCCCUCAGAAGACUCCGGGAGUCCAUCCUCGUCACCCCCCCACUCACCCACACCACCCCCCCACCGACCCCACGCCGCCGCCAUGAGCGACGCAGGCGUCGUGGUGGUGCAGGGUGGACGAGUGGUGAACGCGGAGUACUCGGAGCAGGCGGACGUGCUCAUCGAGGGCGGUGUCGUGCGCGCGGUGGGGCCGGCGCUGCCCGUGCCGGCCGGCGCGCGCCUCGUGUCCGCGCACGGCCGCCUCGUGCUGCCCGGCGGCGUCGACCCGCACACGCACAUGGAGCUGCCCUUCAUGGGGACCCGCGCCGUGGACGACUUCUACCAGGGUACCAGGGCUGCCCUGGCUGGAGGCACCACGAUGAUCGUGGACUUCGUCCUGGGGGCUCGGGGCAUCUCUCUGCUUGACGCGUUCCGCACGUGGCGAGGCUGGGCCGACCCCAACGUGUGCUGCGACUACUCGCUGCACGUGGGCGUCACGUGGUGGAGCGAGCAGGUAAGCGAGGAGAUGGGGGUCCUGGUGCGUAGCGAGGGGGUCAACUCCUUCAAGGCGUUCAUGGCCUACAAGGAGGCGUUCAUGCUGCGCGACCCCGAACUCUUCUCCGUGUUCCGCCGCUGCAAGGAGCUCGGCGCCAUUGCGCAAGUUCACGCCGAGAACGGAGACCUCAUCGCCGAGGGCGAAAAGGAGAUGUUGGAGCGCGGCAUCACGGGGCCCGAAGGCCACGAGCUGUGCCGGCCCGAGGUGGUGGAGGCCGAGGCCACGAACCGGGCCAUCACGAUCGCGGGGCGCGCGCGCUGCCCGCUCUACGUGGUGCACGUGAUGAGCAAGGCGGCCGCCGGCGUCAUCGCGCGCGCGCGCAGGGCAGGCCAGGUGGUGUUCGGGGAGCCAAUCGCGGCCGGCCUGGGCACGGACGGCACCCACUACUGGCACCGCGACUGGCGCCACGCGGCCGCCUACGUCAUGGGGCCCCCGCUGCGGCCGGACCCCACCACGCCAGGAUACCUCAUGGACCUCCUCGCCAACGACGACCUCUCGACCACGGGCACGGACAACUGCACGUUCAACGCGUGCCAGAAAGCGAUGGGAAAGGACGACUUCACCAAGAUCCCCAACGGCGUCAACGGCGUGGAGGACCGCAUGUCCGUCAUCUGGGAGCGCGGCGUGCACAGCGGCAAGAUGGAUGAGAACCGCUUCGUGGCCGUGACGAGCACCAACGCCGCCAAGAUCUUCAACCUCCACCCGCGCAAGGGCCGCAUCGCGCCGGGCUGCGACGCCGACCUCGUCGUGUGGAACCCCAACGCCACCAGGACCAUCUCGGCGCGCACCCAUCACCAGGCCGUGGACUUCAACAUCUUCGAGGGCAUGGAGUGCCACGGCGUGGCCGACGUCACGAUAUCGCGGGGCCGCGUCGUCUGGGAGGGUGGCGUCCUGGCCCCGGACCUGCGGGGAACGGGGCGCUACGUGCCGCGGGCUGCCUUCCCCGACUACGCGUACCAGCGCAUACGCGCGCAGGACCAGGCGAACCAGCCGCGCGCCGUGGAGCGGGAGCCGUACCAGGGGCCCGUGUUAGCGCCGGACGCGUGACCCGACGCUCCGACAACACCGCGACCCCCGGCAUCGCCGCGACUGCGGCAUCGAGGCGGCGGGAGUCGCCGCCUCCGCUCAGCUCCUCCCUGCAGCACCGGGCGACCGGGCGGCCCAGCUGUCGGGGUCACGCUUAUCGCCCUCGGUAGUGGCGUUUACCUAUCGAUUGCUGUCCUCUUUGUGUUUGCUUUUGUAAUAUUGGUGACUCGGGUCACCGUUGCAAAUGAGACUUUCAUCCUGGUCUCUUUUGGAUUUCGUAUCUGGUUAAACAAAUAAAUUGCACUUGGGUCUUUUGGGCGCAGGCUGAGCUACGCACAGAAGGGGAGGUGGGAGAGAAAUUACAUGCCAUGCCUAUGCAGACUAAGCUACACUACAGACCUAAGGAUAUGGAUCUGGGGAUAAGGAGGUGCAAACUCCUGACUCUCCGAGACAGAGAUUCAAUCACUUAAGCGAUUUCAAUAAAUCAACACAGCCGAGUAUCGUUUGAAGGUGGCGAUGUAUUCACACAUCUUUGAGUAUUCGUCGCGAACUGUUCGCACACACGGUUCCCGAUUUCUCGCCGAGGUGGAAGUGUGUGUAGGAACUCUGGACAGAGGUUCGACAACAUGUGAGAGUUCACACUUUUCCUCCCCAUCACCACCUUCUCGAGAGCUUUUCUUCAUUUUACCAGCGAGCAGUGUGCAUCACCCCGUGUCAGAGAAUGGCCCAAAAAAUUACGUGACAAAACUACCUUUGGAGUAAUUUGAACUGGCCUAUCGAGGUCAGUUAUGGCAAAAUUUGGUGCUCUCAUUGCGAUGGAACUUGGCUAAGUGAUGAAACAAAUGCCAUAUUUCUGUGCUAAAUCAUUCGUGACCAUGAUGAGACUAUAAAACUCGAUACACUUGAGAACCCAAUAAUCACCGACAUCUGCCUCAUCUCAAACCCAGGAACUCAACAAUGCAGGCUCAGUGCUCAGACCACCGAGUUGCCUGCCAACAAUAUUUAUCCUUCAGUACGAGCACCUUAGCUGAACUAAUCGGAUACUUAUGGGGGGGGGUAUUUUCGAACAAACAACAAGCGUUUCAAAACACAAUUGUGUUACUUCUGCCGCUGAAAGGGCCUCUCGCAGUGACAGAAGAGACUGUGUCUUGAUGCGUGGCUCACGAAAGGUGUUUUGAAAGUUUUAUGUAUCCCCCCCAGUAAAGAAAAGUUGCCCAUACCCUCAAAUAAACCAGCCCUGUAAAACCA
Petromyzon marinus (sea lamprey) is the source of this 3284-nucleotide messenger RNA. Its product is annotated as dihydropyrimidinase-like. NCBI's taxonomy places the organism in Eukaryota, Metazoa, Chordata, Hyperoartia, Petromyzontiformes, Petromyzontidae. Gene Ontology annotation, molecular function: dihydropyrimidinase activity. Gene Ontology annotation, biological process: pyrimidine nucleobase catabolic process. Gene Ontology annotation, cellular component: cytoplasm; cytosol. The record is from RefSeq and is a predicted model, not a curated record.